Helianthus annuus (common sunflower) is the source of this 5596-nucleotide messenger RNA. Its product is annotated as putative 1-phosphatidylinositol-3-phosphate 5-kinase FAB1C. NCBI's taxonomy places the organism in Eukaryota, Viridiplantae, Streptophyta, Magnoliopsida, Asterales, Asteraceae. Gene Ontology annotation, molecular function: ATP binding; 1-phosphatidylinositol-3-phosphate 5-kinase activity. The coding region runs from base 941 to 5374 and encodes 1477 amino acids. Gene Ontology annotation, cellular component: endosome membrane. Gene Ontology annotation, biological process: phosphatidylinositol phosphate biosynthetic process. The transcript is spliced from 10 exons. The record is from RefSeq and is a predicted model, not a curated record.
UAAUAUUAACACAUCAAUUGCAGGAAACCAAUAGUUGCAGAAAGACACCAUAACUUCACACACACACACACACACACACACACACACACACACGUGUGUUCACACACGCACACACACAAUCACCACACUAAAUGAACAAGAAGAUAGAUACAGUGUAUUAUGUAUGUGCGUGUGUGUGUAUUUUAAAUGCGGUUGAGUAAUGAACAUGAAAGCAUUGCCGCGAUAUGGGGAAAGCAAAGAUUGCUGUAUUUGCUCAUCAAAAAGCAACCCAAUUCAUUCAACACUUCAUCAAUCUCGAAGAUACCCUUUUUCUUACUCAAUCUUUUCUCUUCUUUUAACCCAUCUUUCUUGAUCACCAAUUACAAGAUUUGAUACUUAAAACCCUAGAAAAAUUUGAAAUUUUUUUGUGGGUUUUGUUUGGUUUGUCGUGUUCACUGUUUGAUUGAGUUGAAUCUUGUUACGACUGCUUGAAAUCCCCUAAUUUUUAGGGUGAAAUUGAUGCUUGAUUUUGAUGUUGGGAAUUUGGGGAUUAGGGUUUGGAUCUUCUGGAUUAAUUAGGAAAAAAAAAGUGAAAGUCAUACUUGUUUCUUUAAUUGAAUUGGAUAUCUGAUUUGUUGUGAUAUGUUUGAUUAUAGUGAGAAACAGGAUCUGUGUAAAUAUUAUUUAUAAUUUUAUUUCUCCUUUGAGAUGCUUUCUGAUUCCAAAGGAGACUUUUUAUUCCUUGUAUGAAUCUUACCUUUUUACAAAAAAAAAAAAAAAAAAAAAAAUACAUAAAAACCUUUAUCUUAUACUUAACUUCCAACACUUUGUGUAACAGCCACAAAACCCAACUUGAUUUUCAGCUUUUGGGUUACAAAUAAGUCUUUUGUGUUUCAAGAAUCGGGUUAUCGGAUCCUUUUUAGUUGGAUCUUCGAAUUUGGAUCUUGUCGGAUCCAUCGGAAUGGCGGAUGGUGAUAACAUGUGUUGCCAAUGUGAAAUCAGAGUUUCUGAGUAUUGUAAAGAUUGUGCUAAUAUUGAUAUUACACAAAAUGUCGGCGAUGAUAAAGUCGAUGCUUCCGAUUCAUCCCGCCAAAGCCCCGAUCCACCGUCGUUAAAUUGCAUUGGCGAUCGGUUCGAUGGGCGGUCAUUGCAAGCAGUAUCCGUACGCCUCGCGGCAGCCAGAAGUGACGAAGAUGAAGCGGAGGAUUCGGCAAAGAACUUUUUCAGUCCGUAUAGUCUCGAUACAUCGGAUGUAGAUUCAAGUAGUGUUAGUACUAGACAUGAGUUUAACAGUUUUAUGUCGGUCGGUUCGAGCCCGUCCGACAGUCCUUCGAGGAUUCAAAUUGCGUCGAAUAGGAUUAGAAGCUGUGUACAUUCAGAUGAUCAAGGAACACCGAGAUCAUCAAACGACGGUUCGUUCGAUCAAGAACAACACAUGGCUGUUUUAAAAAGCCAUGAACACGGGAUGUACGAUGAUUUUUCUAUAUUUAACGAGCGAUGUGAGAAGUCACGUAAGCCGUUAGAUUUCGAAACCAAUGAUCGGAUCUGGUUUCCUCCACCACCGGAUGACGAAAACAGUGAAACAGAUAACAAUUUCUUUUCGUAUGCUGCGGAUGACGAUGAUGAAGUUGGAGACUCAAAUGGUGAGUUUUCUGUUAGUGAAAGUCUAAUGACGGAUAAACCGAAUGAGGAACAUCAGGAGCCGUUGAAAAGUGUAGUCCAGGGGCAUUUUCAGGCUCUCGUGUCGCAAUUAUUGCAAUCGGAGUUCAACUCAACGGAAAAGUGGCUUGACGUAAUUACGUCGUUAGCAUGGCAAGCUGCGAACUUUGUGAAACCGGAUACAAGUAGAGGUGGAAGUAUGGAUCCCGGUGAUUACGUAAAGAUUAAAUGUAUAGCAUCCGGAAGUCCUACUGAGAGCAUAUUUGUGAAAGGUGUAGUUUGUACAAAGAAUAUUAAACACAAACGAAUGACUUCACAAUAUAAGAACGCAAGAUUACUUAUGAUAGGCGGUGCACUUGAGUACGAUAGGUCACAAGAUCAACUAUCGUCUAUCGAGACACUACUUCAACAGGAAAUGGAUCAUUUGAAGAUGAUCGUUUCAAGAAUCGAAGCUCAUCGUCCAAACGUGUUAUUGGUGGAAAAGAGUGUAGCUUCAUACGCACAAGAGUAUCUUUUAGCCAAGGAUAUCUCUUUAGUUUCGAACAUUAAACGGUCGUUAUUGGACCGUGUAUCAAGAUGCACCGGUGCUCCCAUAACUCCGUCGAUAGCUCAUAUUUCCACAGCACGGUUAGGCCAAUGUGAGCUAUUUAGAUUGGAAAAAGUCUCGGAAGAACACGAAAUCGCCAACCAAUCCAACAGGAAACCUUUAAAAACUUUAAUGUUUUUCGAGGGUUGUCCUAGGCGUUUGGGUUGCACAGUCUUGCUAAAAGGCGCAUCUCGUGAAGAACUAAAGAGAGUCAAACAUGUUGUACAGUAUGCAAUCUUUGCAGCUUAUCAUUUAUCGCUCGAAACUUCUUUCUUGGCAGAUGAGGGUGCUAGUCUACCUAAAAUGACUAAAAUGCCCUUCGUAGUCGAAUCAGAAGCGACAAAAGAUGACAGUUCUUUGUCUAUUUUAGAAGUUACCGAGGAUCAAAGCUUUUCCCCCGUGGAGGAUAGAGACGUUGAAAUAGUUUCUAGUUUAUUAGACAAUGAUCUAGAAGCUUCUGAAGAUCAAGAAGAGAUAAAGAUUGAGAAAACCGAAGUGAUUGAUGCUUCGGAUGAAUAUUAUUCCGCCGCCGAUAAUCAUCAGAGUAUAUUAGUAUCGUUUUCUAGCCACUGUGUGUUAAAUGGAACUGUAUGUGAACGCUCGAGACUAUUGAGAAUUAAAUUCUAUGGUUUGUUUGAUAAACCACUUGGGAGAUACCUUCAAGAUGAUCUUUUUAAUCAGACAUCGUUGUGUCCGUUUUGUAAAGAACCAGCCGAAGCCCAUGUGACAUGCUACACUCACCAGCAGGGCAAUUUAACAAUUAACGUUAGACGGCUUCGGUCACUAAAACUAUCUGGGGAAAAAGAUGGAAAAAUAUGGAUGUGGCACCGUUGUUUAAGAUGUACCCCGGUUGACGGGGUCCCGCCCGCAAAUCACAGAGUAAUCAUGUCUGAUGCCGCUUGGGGUCUCUCACUAGGGAAGUUUCUAGAACUUAGUUUUUCAAAUCACGCAACGGCUAAUCGUGUUGCUAGCUGUGGCCAUUCUCUUCAACGAGACUGCCUUCGAUUCUACGGAAUGGGGAAUAUGGUUGCGUUUUUCCGCUACUCUCCUAUCGAUAUUCUUUCCGUUCAUUUACCUCCACCUGUUCUUCAAUUUGGUUACCAUUUUCAACAAGAUUGGUUAAAGAAAGAAGUUGCAGAGCUUUUGAACAAGUUAGAAGCUUUAUACGAAGAGUUGCUUCAUGUGCUAAACGGGAUUGAAGCAAAGAAUGAGUUACCCGAUUCAGACGAGUUAAGUAACCAUAUUGGCGAGUUAAAGGAUCAGCUAAUUAAAGAAAGAUACGAUUACAUUGAUCUGCUUCAAUCUUGUGGUGAAGAAAACGGGACUGAAAUUGACGUUUUUGAACUUAACCGUUUGCGACAUUCACUUAUGAUCGAUAUGCAUUUCUGGGAUCGGCGAAUCUCUUCACUAAAUCUCUACGGAAGAACUUCCAAGUUGAAACCGAAUCACGAUUCUUCAACAUGUAGAAGCGAUUCCAUUCCCGAGGACACCGUUUACUCGUUGGAACCGGAAUCGAAUCAAACCGAACAAAACGAAGGAUCUGAUAAUGUUUCUGAUUCACUAUCAACGUCUUAUGAUCUCUGCAAAAAGGACGAAAUUCAAACCGAUACCGACCACGUGUCAUCACUGGAACGCGCUCCGUCAGCAGCAUCAGUCUUAUCAGAUAAAAUCGACUCAGCAUGGGCCGGAACCAGAUCUUCGAAUCCAACCGCAAACCAUCUUCUCAGUAGGCUAUCUCCGUCACCUGUUCGGGUCUAUUCGUUCGAUUCUGCAAUUCGACAGCAAGAAAGAAUUAAAAAAGGAUCACCGUUACAUCUUUCGACACUUCGAUCUUUUCAUGCUUCGGGAGAUUACGUUCAUAUGGUUAGAGAUCCGGUUCAUAACUUACAAAGAAGAUGUUAUUCACAAGCGUUUCCCGGUGAAGAUAAUAAUAAUAAUAAUAACAAUACUAAUAAUCUUGAUUUCUUGCUAACCACCCGACCGACUUUCCUUCCGGAAGGUGCACGUUUAAUGAUUCCGAACGGUGGUCAACGAGACAUAGUAAUGGCGGUUUACGACAACGAGCCCACUAGUAUAAUCUCGUACGCUCUUACGUCAAAAGAACACCAAGAUUGGGUCACCGAUAAGAUUAGUCUCAGUCGAAAUAGUUCGGUUGCUUCAAGCAUGACAACGUGGCAGUCGUUUACAACCAUUGAUCAAGAUUACACUCAUUACGGAAGCUACGGGUCAGAAGACCCGUCAUCUGCAAUCGGGCCGUUGUUCAUGGAUCGAAAAAGCUCUAAUCAUGUAACCAUUCCUUUUGAGGAUGAAUCUGGUGCUGAUGGGAAGGUUAAAUUCUCGGUGACGUGUUAUUACGCUAAACAGUUUGAUUUGCUUAGAGAGAAAUGUUGUCCGAAUGAAAUGGAUUAUGUUCGGUCGUUAAGCCGUUGCAAAAGAUGGAGUGCACAAGGAGGGAAAAGUAACGUUUAUUUUGCGAAAUCUUUAGAUGAACGGUUUAUAAUAAAACAAGUUACGAAAACUGAACUUGAAUCGUUCGAAGAAUUCGCACCGGAAUAUUUUAAAUAUUUGAUGGAUUCUUUAAACUCGGGAAGUCCGACAUGUCUAGCAAAGAUCUUGGGAAUUUAUCAGGUGACAGUUAAACACUUAAGAGCUGGGAAAGAAGCAAAAAUGAAUGUUUUGGUGAUGGAAAAUGUGUUUUUUAAGAGAAAUAUUUCGCGGGUUUAUGAUCUAAAAGGGUCAUCAAGGUCUCGUUACAACUCAGAUACAACAGGAACGAAUAAAACGCUUUUGGAUAUGAAUUUAUUGGAAGCGUUGCGUACAAAUCCCAUAUUUCUUGGAAGUAAAGCUAAGAGAACCCUCGAAAGAGCUGUCUGGAAUGACACUUCCUUCUUAGCAUCGAUUGAUGUGAUAGAUUACUCGUUGCUAGUUGGAGUGGACGAGGAAAGGAAAGAACUUGUUUUGGGAAUCAUUGAUUUCAUGAGACAAUAUACAUGGGACAAGCAUUUAGAAACAUGGGUUAAAGCAUCCGGGAUCCUAGGCGGGCCGAAGAACGCUACACCAACCAUUAUUUCUCCAAAACAGUACAAGAAAAGAUUUCGAAAAGCGAUGACAAGUUAUUUUCUAACCGUCCCGGAACAAUGGUCAUCAUGAAAAAGGGUGAUCAUGGGAUAAGAUAAAGAUUGUAACUUUAUAUGUACUUUAGGGUAGAUUUUACCCUUUGAUAGGUUAAAUUUUGUAUACAAAUGUACUUGGUUAAAAGCUCAUUGGCUUUAUAUCACCAUUGAAAGAAGUUGUACAUGUACAUGUGCACAUGGGGUAGCCUUUGUCAAGACUUUCUUUUUUGAUAAUGGAAUCACAAAAAUGGACCCUCAA